UACCGAAACAGCUAUAAAUUCCCGAAUUGAAACGCCGAAGGUCCAGUUUCAAAGACCAAACGCUGAGAGCCGAGACUCGAGAAAAACAAAAGAACAGCAACGUUACAAACUUGCAAUGCAUCGAAAUUCCCGUUUCCUUUUCCUCUUGCUGGCUCUCCUUUUCCUUCCUCUCCUUUUUUCCGAUGCUAGGAAGGAUGCUCUCCUCGGAGGAUGGACACCAAUAGAGAACGUCAAGGACCCGCACGUCACCGAGAUCGCGAAAUUCGCCGUAGCCGAAUAUAACAAGCAGUCAAAGACAAGUUUAAAGUUGCUGAAGGUUAUCAAAGGCGAGACGCAGGUAGUUGCGGGGACGAACUAUCGGCUGGUUUUGAAGGCGACUGAUGGAAGCGCAACCAAGGCAUACGAGGCUGUCGUGUGGGAGAAAGCAUGGCAGAAUUUCAGGAAUCUUACCUCCUUUAACCCUGUCAAGGGUUGAUCUGAUUUCUAAUCUAUGAAUUUUAUGUUCAUCAUGUCUUUUUUUGUUCGGUGUUAGACUGAUUGGAGAAAAAAAUCUUAGUAAGUAAUAAAUUUGGGUUUGGGAUGUUACCAGUUUCAAAUUUUUAGAUUGCGAAUUUGCUUUGCCUGUUUUUUUUUUUUUUUUUUUUAUUUCUUCCCUGUUUCGUUUCUCAUAUAGUAAUAUCUAUGCUACUACAUGUUAAAAGAAUUUCAAAGCAUCAAAAGCUGAUACCUGUUUAAUAUUACAAAAAAAAAAAAAAAACCUUUUGUCCCUUAAAUAAAUUA
This is a messenger RNA of Durio zibethinus, 780 nucleotides long. RefSeq names its product cysteine proteinase inhibitor 5-like. Gene Ontology annotation, molecular function: cysteine-type endopeptidase inhibitor activity. The record is from RefSeq and is a predicted model, not a curated record. Lineage: Eukaryota; Viridiplantae; Streptophyta; Magnoliopsida; Malvales; Malvaceae.